This is a messenger RNA of Lepus europaeus (European hare), 2718 nucleotides long. It is a transcript of the gene HMGCS2, whose product is annotated as 3-hydroxy-3-methylglutaryl-CoA synthase 2. Gene Ontology annotation, cellular component: mitochondrion. Gene Ontology annotation, biological process: acetyl-CoA metabolic process. The transcript is spliced from 10 exons. Gene Ontology annotation, molecular function: hydroxymethylglutaryl-CoA synthase activity. NCBI's taxonomy places the organism in Eukaryota, Metazoa, Chordata, Mammalia, Lagomorpha, Leporidae. The record is from RefSeq and is a predicted model, not a curated record. Bases 74 to 1600 code for a protein of 508 amino acids.
AGCCUUGUCGGGCGUCACUGGGCAUCUCUCCCAAGGGCUGUGAACUCCUAGCCUUGUGCUUGCUCCUCCGAAGAUGCAGCGGCUGUUGACUCCGGUGAGGCAGGUCCUACGAGUGAAAGCAGCACUGCGGGAGGCCUCCCUGGCACCUGCUCGCCUGCUCCCUGCAGCCCAGCAAAGGUUCUCCACAGUCUCUGCUACCCCCCUGGCCAAAACAGAUACCUGGCCAAAGGAUGUGGGCAUCCUCGCCAUGGAGGUCUACUUCCCAGCCCAAUACGUGGACCAGACUGACCUGGAGAAGUUUAACAAUGUGGAAGCAGGAAAGUAUACCGUGGGCUUGGGUCAGACCCAGAUGGGCUUCUGCUCGGUCCAGGAGGACAUCAAUUCCCUGUGCCUGACAGUGGUGCAACGGCUGAUGGAGCGCACACAGCUCCCGUGGGACUCCGUGGGCCGGCUGGAAGUGGGCACAGAGACCAUCAUUGACAAGUCCAAGGCUGUCAAAACGGUGCUCAUGGAACUCUUCCAGGACUCAGGCAACACGGACAUCGAAGGCAUAGAUACCACCAAUGCCUGCUAUGGUGGCACUGCCUCCCUCUUCAACGCCGCCAACUGGAUGGAGUCCAGCUAUUGGGAUGGUCGCUACGCACUGGUGGUCUGUGGUGACAUCGCAGUCUAUCCUGACGGUAAUGCCCGGCCUACAGGCGGGGCUGGAGCUGUGGCAAUGCUGAUUGGGCCCCACGCCCCUCUGGCCUUGGAGCAAGGGCUCCGGGGCACCCACAUGGAGAACGCGUAUGACUUCUACAAACCAAAUCUGGCCUCCGAGUACCCGCUGGUGGAUGGGAAGCUCUCCAUCCAGUGCUACUUUCGGGCACUGGAUCGAUGUUACACAGCAUACCGCCAAAAGAUCCAGAAGCAGUGGAAGCGAGACGGCAUCGACAGGCCUUUCACCCUCGACGAUCUGCAGUACAUGAUCUUCCACACCCCCUUUUGCAAGAUGGUCCAGAAAUCUCUGGCUCGCCUGGUGCUCAAUGACUUUCUGUCAGCCAGCGAUGAUACCCAAUCCAGCGUAUACAAGGGGCUGGAGGCCUUCAGGGGCCUGAAGCUGGAAGAUACCUACAACAACAAGGAAGUGGAUAAAGCUCUUCUGAAGGCCUCUCUGGACACGUUCAACAAGAAGACCAAGGCCUCCCUUUACCUCUCCACACACAACGGGAACAUGUACACCUCAUCCCUGUAUGGGUGCCUGGCCUCACUCCUGUCCCACCACUCUGCCCAGGAAUUAGCGGGCUCCCGGAUCGGUGCCUUCUCUUAUGGCUCUGGGUUAGCAGCAAGCCUUUUCUCCCUCCGUGUGUCCCAGGAUGCUUCUCCGGGCUCUCCUCUGGAGAAACUGGUGUCCAGCAUAUCAGACCUGCCAAAACGCCUGGCCUCCCGGAAGCGGAUGUCUCCUGAGGAAUUCACAGAAAUAAUGAACCAAAGGGAGCAAUUCUACCACAAGGUGAAUUUCUCACCACCCGGUGACACAAAGAACCUUUUCCCAGGCACUUGGUACCUGGAGCGAGUGGACGAGCUCCAUCGCAGGAAGUAUGCCCGGCGUCCCAUCUAGACGUGAUCAGUGCAGUUGUUUCUGGGAAGAGUGUGCUAGCAGAGUGUCUGCCCACAAAUCUUAUUUGCAAAUCUUGCUUGUAGCCGGUAACGGUAGCCCCUGCACACACCGCCCCUGUGGUGAGGAGCCAUCCUUCUUGGGUCCUUCGGCGCGUCUCCCUGCUGCAGUCACUGGCACAGGAUCGUGAUGGGAAGGGCCUGGGCCCCCUGUGAAAACGCAGAUGCAGGAAUGGAGAGGAGGCCCCCUCUCGUAUACCGGCCUCCAGAAACGUGGCGGAUCAGCUGUCUUCUUCACGAUCCACAAAAGUUUCCUAUCGUAUGUCAUGGUUUUAUUAGCAUUGACAAAUUCCUGAGUUGUUAUAGCUUUAUUCAUUUCCUAAGGUUUCCUGGAUAUUACUAAUACAGGCUACUUCAGAGGGCUGGUGGAAAAAUGGAAUUAAAAGGCAAACUUGUUUUGGUGCAAAAAAAUUGAAGUCUUUGCAUAAUACAUACCGUCCAUGAAUUUUUGAAGAUCCCUCAUAUGCAUGGAUUUCAAAAUUAUUUUUGCAUCCAGGGCAGGCAUUUGGUGCAGCAGCUAAGCCACUGCUUUGGACAUUCACAUUUUUCCAUAUAUGGGCUGUGGCCAGCAUGUGGGGAGUGAGCCAGCAGAUGGGAGAUUUCUGUCUGUCUCUCUCUAAGUGAAAUUUUUUAAAAAACAGCUUUUUGCAUUAAAAUGAAUUCAGCUUAUAAACCAUUUUCCAUGAACAUUUUGAUGUACUGUAAUAUAUGGCAAUUAAGAAGAGAGAAGGAGGGGCUGGCGCUGUGGCGAAGCAGGUAAAGCUGCCUCUUGCAGUGCUGGCAUCCCAUAUGGGCACCAGGUCGAGUCCCGGCUGCUCCACUUCUGAUCCAACUCUCUGCUGUGGCCUGGGAAGGCAAUGGAGGACAGUCCGAGUCCUUGGGCCCCUGCACCCACGUGGGAGACCCGGAGGACACUCCUGGCUCCUGGCUUCGGAAUGGCACAGCUCCAGCAGUUGUGGCCGGUUGGAGAGUGAACCAGCACAUGAAAGACCUCUCUCUCUCUGCCUCUCCUCUUUCUUUGUAACUCUGACUGUCAAAUAAAUAAACAAAUAUUUAAAAAAA